UUUUUAUUUUUAAAUGAGAUAAACUUCAGUAAUCAAAUUUUUGUGUAAGACGCAUGUUUGUUACUCAGCCAUAUCAGAACAUUAAUUAAAAGCUAAAUUUCUACCCAAAAAAAAAAAAAGGAAAGUAAAAGCUUAGGAAAAAAUACAUACACGGUUUGUAAAUUAAGAAAAAACAACCCAAAUUAUAAAUGACUGACGAUAUCAAAUUCCAAUAUUAUUAGAUUUUCUACUGAAGAUAUAUAUACCAUCAAUGUAGUAGUGCCUCUAUUAUAAAUACAUGAAUGAAUUAAUUCUAGAACCUAAAACCCAUAUAAUCGAUCAAAUUGUAUUUCCCAAUAUUUUUUCUUGAUCGUUCUCGCCAUUAUGACUUCGUCCUUCACACACGAAAUCAAGCACACUCCAAUACCCGAAGAUGUUGGCAAAAUCAAAAUCAGUGUUGAUACAACCAAAAUAUAUCAAAGUAUCAGCAAUUGGGACCUCUAUCAAGAACAAAAAGAAUUCUCGUGUAUCCCGGUUUCUUUACGUGAAUGUAUUGACGUAGAAGUUACCGAAUUCUUGACGCGAUCAGGAGAAAUCACUCCUAUAGAUGCUUACAAUGUGUUACUAGACUUGUUUCGAUUUAUCGAUGAAGUAACUUCUUCUGAUGAAUAUACUCCAGGUUGUGCUUUAAGAGUGUUGAUGACUCUUACUAUCGGUAUUCCUUAUGAAAAAAUUGAAGACGUUCUAGGUUCAGAGGAUGAGCAUUAUGUUAUCUUUGAAUUUGAUCAUCAAACUGAAGAAGCAGCUCGACCUCAAGUUGAAGAUGUUGUUCAAGACUCGUUCAAUGAGACCGUUGAAGAAGAGGUUCUAGGUUUAGAGAAUGAGGGAGAUGUUAUUUUUGACUCUGAUCAUUUAACUGAAGAUGCAGCUCGAUCUCAGUUUGUAGAAGUCUUUCGAAUCUCAUUAAAUGAGAUUAGUGAAGAAGAAGAUCUAGGUUUGGAGGAUGAACACGAUGUUAACUUGUCCUAUGAAGAAGCAGCUCUAUCUUACCUUGAAGAAGUUGUUCAAGUCUCGCACAAUGAGACCGUUGGAGAAAAUGUUCUAGGUUUAGAGGAUGAGCUAUAUCAUCAAAUUGAAGAAGAAGCUCGAUCUCUUUCAGAAAUUUCUCGAUUCUCGCUCAGUGAGACCAUUGAAGAAGAGACUAUAGGUUAUGAGGAUGAUUACGAUGCUAACUUUUCCCAUGAAGAAGCAACUCCAUCUCAGCUUGGAGAAUUUGUUCCAUUCUACGGGCUGUCACGCUUAUUGGUUCAUCACGAUGCUAGCUUUGACUUUGAUCAUCAAACUGAGGAAGCAUUUCGUUCUCGGAUUGCAGAAGUUUCUCGAGUUUCGUUCAAUGAGACCAAUACUGUCAGGUUAAAACCUGCGAGCAAGUUCGUUGUCGGAUCUUUGAAUAGGAAAAUAUACAAGAAGGCUAGAGAUGUCGUCGUUGAGAAUGCCAUGUGCACUAUUUGUUUGGAAGAGUUUGAUGACGGAAGGAGUAUUGUGACUUUACCGUGUGGACACGAGUUUGACGAGGAGUGUAUUGAAGAGUGGUUUGUGAGAAAUCAUAUAUGUCCAUUGUGUCGUUUUGAGUUGCCACAUGAAAGAUGAAGGGGACCGAAAAGGUUACUAAAUUUUGAAUAAAAGAUUUGUGCAAUAUCAUAGUAUUUUUUUAUUAAAUCCUUUUCUAUGGUUCUACACUAUAUGCUCUUGAUUCAAUUUAUAGUGUUGGACUCUCAUUCAAAAAUCAUAAUUAUAUUGAUCAUACUCAAUUAUUAUAGUGUGAUUUCACGAUUUUACGGUUCUUUGUUAAUCUUUAAACGUUUUUAUUUGUUUCA
This is a messenger RNA of Arabidopsis lyrata subsp. lyrata, 1856 nucleotides long. RefSeq names its product E3 ubiquitin-protein ligase rnf8-A. The coding region runs from base 364 to 1629 and encodes 421 amino acids. The transcript has a single exon. Lineage: Eukaryota; Viridiplantae; Streptophyta; Magnoliopsida; Brassicales; Brassicaceae. The record is from RefSeq and is a predicted model, not a curated record.